AAACAACCAACUGACAGACCAUCACCUUUUUGAUUCCGUCAACAUCCCAUUUUUGUUAUAUGUUUCUAAAUCUUCUGUCUCGUUAAAAGUCCAUAAAAGAAAAUUAAACAUGUGUGCUGAACCUCGUUGUGGCAUCAAGACUGAACGGGUACGGUGCGAUGUCUGCCGUACCAUCAACUUGGCUAAACACUUGAAGCAUCCCAAACCAGAUAUGCAGAUGUAUGAAAAAUGUGCCCCACGCGAAAAGUUUUGUCCUCAACCAGAUAUUCCGUUGCAUCCGACUUGCAUCAAAGUUUGCAGCAGACACGAAUACAAGAUGAAAAAAUCCGGUCAAACUGUUGCUAUACCCAGAAUGCCUUACUACGUCCACGGAAAGCUUUUGUACGCCAUCAAAGCUGGUAUCAUAGUAGGUUCCCUUUACUUCACGUACACGCAAGGAGUGUGGGGCGACCAACGAGAAGUCACAGAAUGCCUUCGCCGUUGGUCGGAAUACCUGCGCAGCAUCAACACUAGACGCCCACCCGUCUUUGAUCAGUGUGGUAACGUCAUUAAAAAGGACACAGUGGAGACUAUGGCUGGACCCUUGUAUUCAAUCUACAAAAGCGCCGUGACGACUUGUUUCGCUGGUGUUGUCAAAGUGCCGCUACUCAUCAAAUGCGCCUACUUUGACUACCUAAAGGCUAUGGAGAAGAAAAAAAUGGAAGAAGAAAUGGAAAGGAAAUUAAAGAAAAAGUGAUUUAAAAAAUAUUACCAUAUUCAUAUAAGCCGAGGGUUUAGUAAGUUUUGUAUUGUUCACAAAAUUGACAAGUGCACAGUUGAAUUGUAACGAGACUAGUAACAGCAAAAUGUUCCUAUAAUGUAAAGUAAAAGUGGUACGUUCAUCAUUUUGGUACAAAUGUGUAAGAAAAGGUAACAACCACCAACAUCUUUUCUUUAAAAAGUUUUUGUGAUAUUGUCAGAAGGAGUUAAAAGUUUCGAUAUGAAAACAUUGUAUAAAUGGACUCUGAAAUAUGAAAAAUGUAAAAUAUAGCUGUUGUUAUGUUUAGUGCUUAUCGUAAGGUAAAAAAGUGGUUUCUUGAUAUCGGAACCAGACAAUAUUUCAAAUUAUGGUAAGCAUAAUACAAGGAACGUAUUUAAAAAAUAUAUUCUUAUUUAUUGUAUUGUUAUACUUUUUGUCAAAAAGAAAUAUAAAUACGUCUUUGAAGAA
Helicoverpa armigera (cotton bollworm) is the source of this 1207-nucleotide messenger RNA. RefSeq lists its product as uncharacterized. The record is from RefSeq and is a predicted model, not a curated record. Lineage: Eukaryota; Metazoa; Arthropoda; Insecta; Lepidoptera; Noctuidae. The transcript is spliced from 5 exons. The coding region runs from base 110 to 736 and encodes 208 amino acids.